AUGGACUUGCUGUCUGGAACCUACCUCUUGGCAGUCUUGUUGGCCUGCAUCGUGUUCCAAUCUGGCGCACAGGAGAAGAAUUACACCGUGCGGGAAGAACUGCCUGAAAAUGUGCUCAUUGGCAACCUGCUCAAGGAUCUCAACCUAACGCUGGACCCCGACGUGCCCCUGUCCUCCCCGCUGCAGUUCAAGCUCGUGUACAAGACUGGGGAUGUGCCCCUGGUGAGGGUGGAGGAGAACACCGGGGAGAUCUUCACGGCUGCCAACCGCAUCGACCGCGAGAAGCUGUGCGCCGGCAUCCUCAGCGAGAACCGCUGCUUCUACGAGGUGGAGGUGGCUGUUCUGCCAGACGAGGUGUUCAGACUGGUCAAGAUCAGAUUCCUAAUCGAGGAUAUAAAUGACAACGCUCCCCUUUUCCCCUCGACAGUUAUUAACAUCUCUAUCCCUGAGAACACAGCCAUUAAUUCCCGCUACUCCGUCCCUUCUGCCAUCGACCCGGACAUCGGCGUCAACGGUAUCCAGCAUUAUGAGCUCCUCAAGCCCAAAACAGCUCCGAAAAGGACAUUUGGAUCCAUUACAAAUGACCAGGGUCAAAAUGUAUUUGGUCUUGACAUAACUGAGACACCUGAGGGAGAUAAGUGGCCUCAGCUGAUUGUCCAGCAGAUCCUGGAUAGGGAGCAGAAGGACACCUAUGUGAUGAAAAUCAAAGUUGAGGAUGGUGGGAGCCCCCCGAGGUCCAGUACUGCCAUCCUGCAGGUCACGGUGACCGAUGUCAACGACAACCGCCCGGUCUUCAAAGAGAACGACAUCGAGGUCAGCGUGCCCGAGAACGCCCCGGUGGGCACCUCUGUGUCUCAGCUCCACGCCACCGACGCAGACCUGGGCUCCAAUGCACAAAUCCACUUCUAUUUCAGCAACCAGAUCUCCAGCCUGGCCAAAAGGCUCUUUGCCAUCGAUAACACCACGGGCCUCAUCACCAUCAGGGAGCCGCUGGACAGGGAGGAAUCUCCCGUGCACAAAUUGACUGUUUUGGCAAGCGAUGGCAGCUCAACUCCGUCAAGAGCAACGGUGACAGUUAAUGUCACAGAUAUCAACGACAAUGUCCCGUCAAUAGACACGAGGUACAUCAUCAACCCGGUGAACGGGACAGUGCUUUUGUCUGAGAAGGCUCCCCUCAAUACAAAAAUUGCUUUGAUAACAGUGAUGGACAAGGACGCUGAUCAGAAUGGGAAAGUUACCUGUUUUACAGAUCACGAUGUCCCUUUCAGGCUAAAACCAGUGUUUGAUAACCAGUUUCUCCUGGAGACAGCCACAUUUCUAGACUAUGAAGCCACACGGGAAUAUGCCAUCAAAAUAGUGGCUUCAGAUUCAGGGAAGCCUCCCUUAAACCAGUCUGCAAUGCUCCUGAUCAAAAUUAAAGAUGAAAACGACAAUGCCCCAGUUUUCACACAGCCUAUCAUAGGCCUUUCCAUCCCUGAGAACAACGCUCCUGGUACUCAGCUCACCAAGAUCAGCGCUACAGACGCUGACAGUGGGCGGAAUGCCGAGAUCAGCUACAUCCUGGGUUCCGACGCACCCCCGAUUUUCAACCUGGACCGCCGUACGGGCAUCCUGACCGCCGUGAGAAAGCUGGACAGAGAAAAGCAGGACAGGUACUCUUUCACUGUGCUGGCUAAGGAUAAUGGGAUGCCACCUUUGCAGACCAAUGCUACCGUGACAGUGUCGGUGCUGGACCAGAAUGAUAACAGCCCCGCUUUCACACAUAGUGAAUAUAAUUUCUAUGUGCCAGAAAACCUGCCCAUGUAUGGCACAGUGGGGCUCAUCACAGUUACGGACGCUGACGCGGGAGACAACGCUGCGGUCACUCUCUCUAUCUUAAAUGGUAGAGAUAAUUUCAUUAUAGAUCCACUCACUGGUGUAAUAAGACCUAAUAUUACCUUUGAUAGGGAGCAGCAGGGGUCAUACACUUUCCAGGUGAAAGCAGUGGAUGGAGGAAGACUGCAGCGUUCCUCAACUGCCAAAGUGACCAUCAAUGUUGUUGAUGUAAAUGAUAACAGGCCAGUUUUUGUUAUUCCCUCGUCUAAUUAUUCCUAUGAGCUGGUCCCAACGUCUGCCAGCCCCGGGUCUGUGGUCACUAAAGUCUUUGCAGUUGACAAUGACACGGGAAUGAACGCAGAGCUCCGCUAUAGCAUCAUAGGUGGGAACUCCAGGGGCUUGUUUACCAUUGACCAAUUAACAGGCAAUAUUACUUUGAAGGAGAAGGUGAUUACAUCGGAUCAUGGCUUGCACAGACUGGUGAUCAAGGUGAAUGACCUGGGACAGCCGGAGUCUCUUUACACGAUAGCCCUUGUGCACUUGUUUGUGAACGAGACGGUCACCAACGGCUCCUACGUGCAAGAACUGGUGCGUAGGAACAUGGAAACCCCCGUUGGCCAGAACAUUGGGGAUGGUGAGAUAACCCCACAGACCAAUGAUUAUGUCAAGAUCAUCAUUGCCAUCAUUGCAGGCACCAUGACAGUUAUUCUGGUAAUUUUUGUUACCGCUUUAGUCCGGUGCCGCCAGACACCCAGGCACAAGGUUGUCCAAAAAAACAAGCAGAGUGGUGAAUGGGUUUCCCCCAACCAAGAGAAUAGGCAGAUCAAGAAAAAGAAGAAGAAGAAGAAGCGCUCUCCAAAGAGUCUCCUCCUCAACUUUGUGACUAUUGAAGAGUCUAAGCCUGAUGAUCCUGGCCACGAGCACAUAAAUGGCACUUUAGACAUUCCUGUAGAGCUAGAAGAACAGACUAUGGGAAAAUAUAACUGGGCCACCACACCAACCACAUUUAAACCUGACAGCCCAGACUUAGCAAAGCACUACAAGUCUGCUUCUCCGCAGCCUACCUUUCAAAUUAAACCUGAGACUCCUGUACCCCCCAAGAAGCACCAUGUCAUUCAGGAAUUGCCUCUAGAUAACACCUUUGUGGUGGGCUGUGACUCACUUUCCAAGUGCUCAUCCAGCAGCUCAGACCCUUACAGUGUUUCUGAAUGCAGCUGUCAAGGAGGCUUCAAGACCCCAGGCCCCAUACACACCAGACAGCACACAAAAGAAGUGGGAAGGCCACAAACCCCUUUGAAAGAAACAACCUUGGAGCCCUGGACUCAGCCACAGCCCCAGCGCCGUGUCACCUUCCACCUGCCAGAUGGCUCCCAGGAAAGCUGCAGUGACAGCGGGCUCGGAGACCACGAGCCCACGAGCGGGGCCAGCGCGUCCCACCCGCUGCCCCUGGGCUUCCCCCAGGACGAGUUCUACGAGCAGGCGUCCCCCAACAGCCGCACGGAGGGAGACGGCAACUCCGACCCCGAGUCCACUAUCGAAGUGAACCUGCAGAAAGCUCUGGCCGAAGCCUCUGAGAACUGCACGCAGGAGUGCCUCAUCCUCGGCCACUCCGACAACUGCUGGAUGCCGCCGGCCCUGACGCAGUUCCAGCAGCCCAACCCCUCCUUGCCAUCCUUCGGCUUCCAGCAAGGCUGGGGCCGAGGAGCCAGACCCGAGGGACGUCACACCCUUGGGAGGCCCCUGCCAAAGGACGACAGUGACAAGGGCCAGGGAGGGCCCAGGCCCCAGUUCUACAACACCUGCGAAAGACAUUGCGCCAGCGAGGAUCCCGUCAAGGUCAUCCCGCUGGCAAACUUCGCCGCGUCCCACCCGGCGCCAGGGGCGGCCAGCAGCGCCACGUUUAUACACGAGCACCAGCUGUAA
Molecule: messenger RNA, 3738 nt
Organism: Pseudopodoces humilis (Tibetan ground-tit)
Lineage: Eukaryota; Metazoa; Chordata; Aves; Passeriformes; Paridae
Gene: PCDH11X
Product: protocadherin 11 X-linked
Biological process (GO): homophilic cell-cell adhesion
Cellular component (GO): plasma membrane
Molecular function (GO): calcium ion binding
Source: RefSeq, a predicted model, not a curated record